This is a messenger RNA of Diachasma alloeum, 1107 nucleotides long. RefSeq names its product mucin-1-like. The record is from RefSeq and is a predicted model, not a curated record. Lineage: Eukaryota; Metazoa; Arthropoda; Insecta; Hymenoptera; Braconidae. The transcript is spliced from 3 exons. The coding region runs from base 1 to 1107 and encodes 368 amino acids.
AUGUACAUUACUUCAUCGAUAAGAUUCAUCAUCCUCUUGUUGGUGAAUCUCUGCAUUACUCUGGGAUUAAGGGAAAGGGCUAACGAGGGUAGUAGGCAUAUUAAUCCUCGGCGACUGGGGGGAAGGCAGAAGAUGUUCCUUUUCUACAAAUCCAAUGCCAUCAACGAGAGACCUUGUAAUUGUCCUACGCAGCAAUCUUGCAGCUGCUGUGAGGAUGUCACACUUCUGCUCAUCAGAGCGCAAAGAAGACUUUGUGCUAAUUUAAUGUAUCAACGGAAUGGCCUAAACAUUGAUAUCUCGCUGGAUUCGAAUACUGUGAGAUCGAUGACUGUAACAAAUUACAGACCCCUCAAAAUCUGCACCCUGAUACCCGGAAGUUUAUUCUCCGGAGUCUGCCUCAACCUCAUCGAGUUGAACGCAUUCCCACGAUCGCUAACCGUCUGCCCGCGAUUCCAAAUAACGACAAAGGAUCAGGAGUGGAGGAUCAAUUACACAUGCGUGAGCAUUUCGACAGAGCUGCCAAUGGCUAAUGGAACAUCACCGAUGAAUGGAAUGCCGAGUAUGAUGGGUUCUAUGAGUUCAAUGGGUUCGAUGGGUCCGAUGGGUCCGAUGAACCAAAUGAUAAUGAGUCCUCAAGGCUCAACCACAUCAUCCCCAGGUACAACGCCUGGUCGUCCUGCACAAGGAGGGUCACCUGGAGGACAACCUGGAGGGGCACCUGGAGGACAACCUGCAGGGGCCCCUGGAGGGGUACCUGGAGGACAAUCUGGAGGGGCACCUGCAGGGGCCCCUGGAGGACAAUCUGGACGUUCACCUAGAGGACCACCUGGAGGGGGACCUGCAGGGGCCCCUGGAGGACCACCUGGAGGAGCUACUGGAGGACCACCUGAAGAGGAAGCAUUUUCAGAGAUGCCAGAAUCAACAGGAGCUGAAGAAAUGCCUGAUGACACUUCCAUCGCAGUUUCAGGAGCUCUCACUGCGCCGAAUAUAGGGCAAUCGUGGUUGAAAUCAUAUGGAGCCAAAGAUCGUACAAAAUACUUCCCCAGUCGUCUUCCACCAGCUUAUGCAGCCAGUUUUGGACAUAAUUUCACUUCAGUAAAUUCGUAA